AAUGUCGCUCAGUGACCUAGUAUUAAAUAAAGCGACGGUUAUGUAGAUAGGAGGUAACGUUAGCGGCGGAUUAUAGCAUCGGUUUGGCCAUUUUAAAAACUGCCAAUACAUUCAGGAAGACUUGACAGCGUCGAAAAUCUUCUAAAAAAACCAAUCAUUCAUCCCGCAGUGAAUUAUUUUUGUUUAAUAUUCCGGAUCAUGCUGAAAUCAGAAGGAAAACGCAUAGCAGAAAAUCAUCAUUUGCCUUGAGCAGCGCUGCAGUGCGAUCUCUGCCUCUCUGUCCGAUUGGAUUUCAUCAGCAGAUCGAUCUACAAUAGCACACCGCAUUGGGCUUUAGCUGGGAUAUAUUCUCUCUUGUCGCGGUUUAGCACAUCGGUUUGGUGUAACGGAAGUUAUUGGUUUGCAGAGGACUGAAUUACAGUUAAACUGGGAUGGACAAUGCCCAUACAAAGACGGUUGAGGAGGUGCUGGGAUAUUUCGGUGUCAACGAGACAACGGGGCUGAGCUCUGAGCAAUUAAGGAAGAGCAGAGAAAGAUGGGGCCCCAAUGAGUUACCUGCAGAAGAAGGUAAGUCACUAUGGGAACUUGUUCUGGAGCAGUUUGAGGAUCUGCUAGUUCGAAUUCUCCUCCUUGCCGCCUGUAUUUCCUUUACUCUGGCCUGGUUUGAGGAAGGUGAAGGAACAAUCACAGCCUUCGUAGAGCCAUUUGUCAUCCUCCUCAUUCUUAUUGCCAAUGCCAUUGUAGGAGUGUGGCAGGAGCGUAAUGCAGAAAAUGCCAUCGAAGCCCUAAAACAAUAUGAGCCUGAAAUGGGGAAGGUGUACAGACAGGACAGGAAGAGUGUACAGCGGGUCAGAGCCAGGGACAUUGUGCCUGGAGACAUUGUGGAGGUGGCUGUUGGUGAUAAAGUCCCAUCAGACAUCCGACUGACCUCCAUACGCUCUACAACUCUGAGAGUGGACCAGUCCAUCCUGACGGGGGAGUCUGUAUCCGUCCUGAAACACACAGACCCAGUGCCUGACCCCCGUGCCGUCAACCAGGAUAAGAAAAACAUGCUGUUUUCUGGGACGAACAUUGCAGCGGGGCGAGCGAUAGGUGUUGUAGUGGCCACAGGUGUGCACACAGAGAUCGGGAAGAUCAGAGAUGAGAUGGCAGCCACCGAUCCAGAGAGAACCCCUCUGCAGCAGAAACUAGACCAGUUUGGAGAACAACUCUCUAAGGUGAUCACAGUGAUCUGUGUGGCGGUUUGGGGUAUUAACAUCGGUCACUUUAGUGAUCCAGUGCAUGGAGGCAGCUGGCUGCGUGGAGCUGUGUACUACUUUAAGAUUGCAGUGGCUCUGGCUGUAGCCGCCAUCCCUGAGGGUCUUCCUGCUGUCAUUACCACUUGCCUGGCGCUUGGCACACGCCGCAUGGCCCGCAAAAAUGCUAUAGUCCGUUCCCUCCCAUCUGUAGAGACACUUGGCUGUACCUCCGUCAUCUGCUCUGACAAAACAGGCACUCUCACAACCAACCAGAUGUCUGUCUGCAGGUUGUCUAUUGUGGACACCGUCGCAGGUGAGAGGUGUUUACUGAACGAAUUUACAGUAACUGGAUCUACUUACGCCCCUGAAGGAGAAGUGUAUAAGGACGGUGUAAUGGUACGCUGUAGUCAGUAUGAAGGGCUGGUGGAAAUGGCCUCUAUCUGUGCCCUGUGUAACGACUCUUCGCUGGAUUUCAACGAGAGUAAAGGUGUGUAUGAGAAAGUGGGAGAAGCGACUGAGACGGCUCUCUGUUGUCUGGUGGAGAAGAUGAACGUGUUUGACACAGACCUGAGAGGCCUCUCGCCUCCUGAAAGAGCCACCGCCUGCUGCUCAGUCAUAAAGCAGUUAAUGAGGAAAGAGCUGACUCUGGAGUUUUCUCGAGACAGGAAGUCCAUGUCUGUUUUCUGCUCUCCAAACAAACUCACUCGCUCUGCUUCAGGUGCCAAGAUGUUUGUCAAGGGGGCGCCAGAGAGCGUGCUGGAGCGUUGCCGCUGGAUACGAGUAGGAGGUGGUACACGGGUACCGCUGACCUCUGACCUAAGGGAGCAGCUCUUAAGCACAGUAAGAGAGUGGGGCUCGGGACGUGAUACACUUCGCUGUCUUGCCAUGGCAACUAGAGAUUCACCCCCUGACCCUCGAACCCUGAACUUAGAGAACACUGCCACCUUCACAGAAUAUGAGUCGGACUUGACAUUCGUAGGCUGUGUGGGAAUGUUAGAUCCACCGAGGAAGGAGGUACUGAAUGCAGUGCGUAUGUGCAGACAGGCUGGUAUACGGGUCAUUAUGAUCACAGGUGACAAUAAGGGCACUGCCCUGUCUAUCUGUCGUCGAGUGGGCAUCAUUACUGAACAGGAGGAAGAGGAGGCUGAAGGUGGGCCGUUUGGCAGCGGCCUCACAGGACGGGAGUUUGAUGAGUUGCCUCCCCACCUGCAGCGACAGGCCUGCCGCACCACUCGCUGUUUCGCCCGCGUCGAGCCAACGCACAAGAGCCGCAUUGUAGAAUAUUUGCAAAGCCUCAGUGAUAUCACAGCGAUGACGGGUGAUGGUGUGAAUGAUGCCCCAGCUUUGAAGAAGGCUGAGAUUGGCAUUGCUAUGGGCUCAGGCACGGCUGUGGCUAAAUCUGCUUCAGAGAUGAUCUUGGCAGACGAUAACUUUUCAACCAUCGUAGCUGCAGUGGAGGAGGGCCGAGCCAUUUACAACAACAUGAAACAGUUCAUCCGUUACCUCAUUUCUUCUAACAUUGGAGAGGUAGUCUGUAUUUUCCUCACCGCUGCUUUGGGAAUGCCUGAGGCUCUGAUCCCAGUCCAGUUGCUGUGGGUCAAUCUGGUGACGGAUGGUUUCCCAGCUACUGCUCUCGGCUUCAACCCUCCUGACCUGGACAUCAUGUCCAGACCCCCGCGCUCACCUAAAGAACCACUCAUUUCGGGUUGGCUCUUCUGCAGAUACCUCAUCAUCGGCUGUUAUGUAGGGGCAGCAACAGUUGGAGCUGCUGCCUGGUGGUUCAUGGCAGCUCAUGAUGGACCAAAGCUCACUUACUACCAGCUGUCUCACUAUUUGCAGUGCAGGGAAGGUCAUGCUGAGUUUGCAGGAGUGCAGUGCUCAGUGUUCGAGUCUCCAUACCCCAUGACUAUGGCGCUGUCUGUGCUGGUCACUAUAGAGAUGUGCAAUGCCCUCAACAGUUUGUCAGAAAAUCAAUCUCUACUCAAAAUGCCUCCAUGGUCAAACCCCUGGCUGGUGGGAGCCAUCUGUCUCUCCAUGGCCCUGCACUUCCUCAUCUUAUAUGUGGACCCUCUUCCUGUCAUAUUUCAGAUCCGGCCGUUGUCUUGGCCCCAGUGGGUGACUGUUCUCAAGAUGUCUCUGCCUGUUAUUUUGAUGGAUGAAGCCCUGAAGUUCUUGGCCAGAAACUACAUUGAGCCUGGCAGCGAUCUGCAGCUGGAGGAGGAUGAAAACACAGCCAGCGGAGUGAUUGGCAAGCUGCAACGGGCAUUUAGGGGUGUGUCCUGGUCAUUUGUGCUCAUCUCUGGCCCAUUGCUGGUCUGGAUCUUCAGCCUGGACUCAGACAUUACCAACAUCUUCUGGGAUUAGACAGGAGGAGCAUGUGUGUGAGUGUGUGUGAGUAUGUCUGAGUCAGAGAGAGAGGCAGACAGAAACGUGGUUGAUGAACAGAAGCAGUGCAAACAUCCAAUGUAGAACGAAUUUGGUGCUCGGUGUGAAAACAGAGAGGUAUGAGUGAAAUCUAGAGCAAGACCAGGACAAUCACAGAUAAAGGAAUGCUGGGAAAUGCUAGGGACAGAUAGAGGAAGGGAAAUUGAAUUCUUAUAAAAUGGCAAGUUUUAUGCUCAUGACCACCUUCUUCAGCUUAUCUCUGCGUCACUAAUUUUGCAUUGUUCUUCAGGUGUUUUUUUUUAUUAUUAUUAUUUGUCAUUAUUAUUAUUAUUAUUUUUAUUUUUUUUAUUUUUAAAUAUACAUGUAUUCGUUUUAGCCUGAAAUUGUAAUAAAAUUUUAGUUUUAUAAAAUGUUGCUUUUUAAAGGCUAUGUGUGUAAUUUCUGUAUUACUAAGUGACACCAAAUGCCUUAUAUUUGUUUAAGGAGCCUGACCAGGUGAGACAUAACAACGUUGGCUCAUCCAUUGGAAUGAAUUUUGUGGGACUAUCAUUUUAACUGACCCAUGAAAGACAGUGGAAAUGUUUGGUACCGCUAUUGGCACAGAAAUGACACACUUCCCUUUUAAGCAAUGUAGCUGUAACACCCCAAAAGCACUGCAAUUGUCUGUCAAAGACUCGUUUUACUACAUACUGUCACAUCCCUGAUUUAAUUCUUUUUCAUGUAUAUGUCUUAUUUGUAACGAAGGCUAAUUUUGUUGGACCCUAAAACAUUUUAAUUCAAUGUUUAGGGGUGUUGCCCCCCAGAGGUUAAAAAAUAGUUUUUUAACUUCUGGGGGGAAUAAUACCAAGUUCCGUUAAUUAUCUGUUUGAUGUUACCUCGCUUGCUUGGGAUAAAACACACUUCUUUUUUUUUUUUUGGUAGCAGAAUACAACACUCUUAUGUUUUCAGGCAUUUUCUUUUUAUUUGUUUGGUACCCAGUCACAAUGUCAAUCAUCUCUAUUUUGUCGUGCCAUUUAUUUAAAUUUCCUCAGAUUCCCACAGUCAUAUGACUGCAAAAAGCAAAAUAUUUCAGCAUUUACCCGGAACGCUUCUUUGUAACUGUAACUAUUUUUGAACACUGUCACUCUGUUAUAUUCAGCAAUGCUUCAGAUUUUAAAUUAUGAAAUACUAUUUACAUUAUUCAAACCGUGUGGCUUAUGAUCUUUUAUUCGGGUAUGCCAGCUAAACUGUGCUUCAUUAAAACUCUCUAUACAAGUCACACGCUUGCAGUCACGUCUCUCAUUCCCUUUUUUGUGGGGCUGGGGUUUUGGAACUCACAUGCUCAUGUUGAAUCAUUACUUUCAAAAUGAAAAGGGGACGUGACUGGUUUAGUUUUAUUGCUGUGCCUGUAUGAUGGGAAACGUUUUUUUGCCUGCCUUUUCUCCUUUAAAAGGACCCUCAUCUGACCAGGGGCCAAUUCAUUUUUAUUAAGACCAAACAUCAUUAUCAGGUGUCCGAUCAUUAUAUUCUGGUCAUCAGGCGGAUGCUGAAAACCUUUGGCAAUAGCAUCUGUACUUGAUCAGAUCCCAAAAAAGAAUGUUUUCUAGAGUUCCAGAAUUGGUUGAUGAUUACUUGUUAAGAACAGAAAAAAAAACAGGGAGCGAUUAAGUUGAAUUCCGUAAUAAGGUGUCAAGUUCCAGGGGAAAAAGGGACAGGUUCAUGUUUAUCAUCAGUUUAUUUCAUGCCAUUGUCUCUCUCAUCCAUCUCUGAGUCUUAGUGUUUGUUUUUUCAUUAAAAACCAUUCCACAAAAAGGAGCUUUAUAAAAGUAAAAACCCUGUUCUUUCUAUUUCUGUCAUUUAGAUUCUAUUUAUUUCCUAUUUCUUGAAAAAGAAUACAUUUUGAAUUUUGUAGUAUUUUGUUAUUCAUAAAGUUGAUAAAGUUGACCAUAACUGUCGUUUCAUUAACAGGGAAAUGGAAACUGCUUCAUGAAAUGGAAAAUAAACUCUUGAUUUGAAAUUCA
Onychostoma macrolepis is the source of this 5623-nucleotide messenger RNA. RefSeq names its product sarcoplasmic/endoplasmic reticulum calcium ATPase 2. Gene Ontology annotation, molecular function: ATP hydrolysis activity; P-type calcium transporter activity; ATP binding. The coding region runs from base 432 to 3602 and encodes 1056 amino acids. Gene Ontology annotation, cellular component: membrane. The record is from RefSeq and is a predicted model, not a curated record. Gene Ontology annotation, biological process: intracellular calcium ion homeostasis; calcium ion transmembrane transport. Lineage: Eukaryota; Metazoa; Chordata; Actinopteri; Cypriniformes; Cyprinidae. The transcript has 23 exons.